This is a messenger RNA of Uncinocarpus reesii 1704, 1428 nucleotides long. RefSeq lists its product as uncharacterized. The record is from RefSeq and is a predicted model, not a curated record. Gene Ontology annotation, molecular function: iron ion binding; oxidoreductase activity, acting on paired donors, with incorporation or reduction of molecular oxygen; heme binding. The transcript has 4 exons. Bases 1 to 1428 code for a protein of 475 amino acids. Lineage: Eukaryota; Fungi; Ascomycota; Eurotiomycetes; Onygenales; Onygenaceae.
AUGCUGAAUACAACGAAUACGGCGCUUAUUCUCGUGGCUGCGGGUGCCCUGCACUUUGGAUACAGAUAUGUCCGGUCGUACUUGGAAAUAGAACGCAUUCGAAAGAUGGAGAACGCAGAGGAGCCACCAAGCGACCCGGACGAGGGCCUUUUGGGCAUAGCUAUCUACAGGCGGAUGGCUAAAGAUCAGGGCGAGCAUGUAUUUCUCGAGGAACAGACCAAACUGUACGAGAGACUCGGUGACACGUACAAAGCCAACCUAUUUGGACGACCAUUUAUCGACACCCGAGAUCCGGAGAACAUCAAGGCAAUUCUGUCAACCCAAUUUGAGCAGUUUUCUCUAGGAGAGAGUCGGCUCGAUGCGUUUCAUCCCAUGCUUGGAGAUGGUAUCUUCACGCAUGUCUACGGUGGCGGCCCAAAGGGAGAGCCCUGGAGGCACUCUCGUGCGAUGCUUCGACCCCAGUUUGCGAAACAGCAGAUUCAGGAUCUCGAAAAUUUGGAAGGAUUUGUUCAGACUCUUAUCAGCAGGAUACCUGGCAAUGAGACCUGUGACUUACAAGAGCUCUUUUUUCGUUUGUCGAUGGAUACUGAAAUUUGCAUGCUACGCUCCCUACUAGGAGAUUUAUAUUUCCUUCAAAAAGAUGGCCGUGAAUUCAAACAAAUCUCUGCAUUCGUCAAGGAAUAUAUCGAUAGAUUUACCUACAAGGCUUUGCAGCUCCACGCAGAUGGGAAGCCCACGUCCUAUGAUGCUAAUGGUAAAUAUAUCUUCCUCGAGGAAAUAUCCAAAAGCAUCAAAGACCCAGUGCGGUUACGGUCAGAACUGCUCAACAUUCUUCUCGCUGGAAGAGAUACCACAGCAAGCCUACUGGCCAUUUGCUUCCACCAACUUGCAAGGCACAAAGAUGUCUGGAACCAAUUACGCAACGAAAUUAUGGAAAAUAUAGGACAUAGACAUCCAACCUACGAGGAUAUCAAAUCCUUGAAGUACCUGAAAUACGUGCUUAACGAAACUCUUCGUUUGUUCCCUGUUGUCCCAUGGAAUGGGCGCGAGGCUGUUGUAACGACGACUUUGCCGCGCGGUGGCGGUCCGGACGGAAAGAGCAAAAUCGUGGUGAAGAAGGGGACGUUUGUUUUCUAUUCCCCCUGGAGUCUACACCGAAGCAAAUUCUACGGGGAAGAUGCGAACGAAUUCAAACCGAGUCGGUGGGAAACCUUGCGACCGGCAUGGAAUUAUAUUCCGUUCAACGGAGGCCCUAGAAUCUGUUUGGGACAACAAUAUGCCUUGACCGAAGCUUCUUAUGUGGUUAUCCGGCUUCUCCAGGCCUUCAAAGACAUUGACAACCGAGAUCCAAUCGAACCAUUUAUCGAACAUACAACGCUCACUCUCUCGAGUCAUACUGGAACCAAAGUUGCCCUUACACCCGCUUGA